Molecule: messenger RNA, 3441 nt
Organism: Callorhinus ursinus (northern fur seal)
Lineage: Eukaryota; Metazoa; Chordata; Mammalia; Carnivora; Otariidae
Product: mediator of RNA polymerase II transcription subunit 18
Biological process (GO): neural crest cell migration; actin cytoskeleton organization; regulation of transcription by RNA polymerase II
Cellular component (GO): core mediator complex; mediator complex
Molecular function (GO): actin binding; transcription coregulator activity
Source: RefSeq, a predicted model, not a curated record
UCCUUUCUGAUGUUAUUAAUUCCCCAAGUAUAGAUCAAAUCCUGCUUAGGGUAUACCACUUACAGGUAGGAAACACUACGAUUUUAGAGCAAGCAGUGAAAUAUAAGAACAGUCGAUACUUUUAAGGCAAGCCUGUUUUGAAGACAUACCUUUGAGUUGAAUUCUACUCCCAUCAGUCUGCUGUGCGUAACUCUGAUGUUUUUUGUAUGAUUACAUUUACAAGUUCUGUGGUAGACUCUUGAGCAGGCUCCCUUCUUCUAUGCCGGUGAGUCUGGAGAGUUACAGCCAAAAGCUCCGAGUCAGGAAAAGUAGGUGUGGCUUUUGGGGGCUGUGCCGCUCAGCCCCUAGAAUGUAGUUGGCAGUCUCCUCCCCUUCCUGCACUUGAGCUCUUCACAGUGUGCGCACUGGAAUGACAGGCAUUCCUGUGUGAGGAGAGCCAGCGUGAAGACAUAUUUGUAAGAACCACAAGUGCCUAGGCCAGGAUACAGGGAACAGAAACUCCAGCAGAUUAACUGACCUCAUGCUCUUUCCUGAUAUUUGGGAGUGACACUGAGAGAGGAGUGCCUGUCCCCUCUCUAUGUGGAUUUAUCUUUUAAGAAAAGUUUUCUUUGGUCCGGGACAGUUUGUUGUCGUGAGACACAUCAGACAAUUUAAUCAUGGGGCAAGCUGACGUCUCCAGACCGGUAAAUCCAGAUGCAGUUGAAGAAGCAAGCCAGCCCACCGCAGAUCCAGGCAUGGUCAUGGACAGUGUGGAAGCAGGAGACACAACGCCUCCCACCAAAAGGAAGAGCAAGUUCUCAGGCUUUGGCAAGAUCUUCAAGCCCUGGAAAUGGCGGAAAAAAAAAAGUAGUGAUAAAUUCAAAGAGACAUCAGAAGUUUUAGAGCGAAAAAUAUCUAUGCGAAAACCAAGGGAAGAGUUGGUUAAAAGAGGGGUUCUGUUGGAAGACUCUGAGCAGGGUGGUGAGGAUCCAGGGAAGUUGAGCCAUGCCAUGUUAAAAAAUGGCCAUACCACUCCCAUAGGGAGUACCAGAUCUUCUAGUCCAGAGCAAGCAGGAGAAGAGUCAGGAAGAAUAGCAAGUCUUAGCAAUCCUGUUCCAGAAGAGGACCCAAAGAAGCGACUAGGCUCAACUGGAAGCCAGCCUAAUUCCGAAGCAGAGUCCGUUCCUGAGAACGCACCCAGACAGCCUUUGCUUCCCCCUAAAAGACCCUUGUCCUCUUCUCACGAAGCAAAUGAAGGGCAAGCAAAGGCUGCCGCUUCCUCUGGCAGCACGGCAUGGCCCAUCUCCUCGGCCCCCGCUGCCGCCCCCACCACAGCACCCGCUGCCGCCCCUGCUGCUGUGAACCCAGCAAAGACUGUUGGUUCCUCCGUCCCCCCGUCCCCCGCACCCAGGACUCUGCCCACUGCUCUGGCUGGCGCAAACACUACCACUGCCCCAAGCCUCACUCCCGCGGUCCCUGCCAAGCAGCCGCCUGUCCCUCCCCCUAAACCAGCUCACAGAAAUAGCAACCCUGUCAUUGCUGAACUGUCCCAAGCAAUAAACAGCAGUACAUUAUCAAAACCGUCCCCACCCUUACCACCUAAGAGAGGCAUUCCAUCAACCUUGGUACCCGCCUCGGAGUCUGCCGCUGCCACCACCACAAAAGCACCGAGUGAUCAGAGAGAAAGGAACACAUGCUCUGUGGGCUCUGAACCACUGUUAAUGAUCCCACCUCCCUCUCCAUCCCCCCCACUGCCUACUCAUAUACCUCCUGAACCCCCGCGGUCCCCUCCAUUCCUUGCUAAGACUUUUCAAGUUGUGCCAGAAAAGGAGUUCCCACCUUCCUUAAACCUGCCCCAGGAGGUAUCCCAGCAGGAAGAUCAGAAAAAGGAAGUACCCAGGAGGAUGUUGGACCACAGCUUUGGGGAGCCGCAUGUACCCUGUAGGCUGCCUCCACUCCCACUGCAUAUCCGAAUCCAGCAGGCCCUGACCAGCCCACUUCCCAUGACUCCUCCCUUGGAGGGCUCUCAUAGAGCUCAUUCCUUGCUUUUUGAGUACAGUGACAACUUUUCUGAGGACAGCAGCACCCUGGGUCGGACCAGGUCACUUCCCAUCACUAUUGAAAUGCUGAAAGUUCCAGACGAUGAAGAAGAGGAACAAAGCCACCCAUCUGCAUUCAUUGAAGAUGCGGCAUCUACCUCAGUUGUUCCUAAACUACCACAGUGUCUGCAGGAGGAAGAGGAAGAGAAGGAGAGUGACUCUGAUUCAGAAGGUCCCAUUCAAUACCGAGAUGAAGAGGAUGAAGAUGAGAGCCAUCAUAGUGCUCUGGCCAACAAAGUGAAGAGGAAGGACACACUGGCAAUGAAGUUGAACCACAGACCCAGUGAACCAGAGUUGAACAUGAAUUCUUGGCCUCGGAAAAGCAAAGAGGAAUGGAAUGAAAUACGGCACCAGAUUGGGAACACACUGAUCCGACGGCUGAGUCAAAGACCGACACCGGAAGAACUAGAACAGCGAAAUAUACUACAACCUAAAAAUGAAGCUGAUCGGCAAGCAGAAAAACGAGAGAUUAAACGUCGGCUCACUAGAAAGCUCAGUCAAAGGCCGACUGUGGCUGAACUACUUGCCAGGAAGAUCCUGAGGUUUAAUGAAUACGUGGAAGUAACAGAUGCUCAAGAUUAUGACCGGCGAGCCGACAAACCUUGGACCAAACUGACCCCUGCUGACAAGGCUGCCAUAAGAAAAGAAUUAAAUGAAUUUAAAAGCUCAGAGAUGGAGGUUCAUGAAGAGAGCAAACGUUUUACACGCUACCAUCGUCCAUGAUGCUGAAGUCUGAGAGAGGAACUAAACAACUCCCCAACACAGGACUGCUUGGCUGCUUCAGUUUCCAGAGUGACGUGAAAGGAAUUUCUACACUUCUCAGCACAGCCAGGAUUGAGUCCUCUGGGAUGUAGUUCUGGGGCGAACAGCACUUCUAUGAAUGUAGCAUUUCACUGGAAUGGGUGGUCAUGUGCUGCUUUGGACAAAACUGAACACUUUUUCAGUGCUCUUGAACCUUGUAAUAUUGCAGCAUACUUGAGGGGUCUUCCUCACCAGCCACCCUCGCCCCAAGAUGACUGCCUGCGCUGGGGCACAGUUUGCACCAUUAGCCUUACCUGCUCGGUCCUGGUUGUGAGAUCCCCUUGUGUAGGUACCAAAUUCCAGCUGUCAAAUCCAGCUGGUAGUGGGAAGAACCUUCUGGAGGCCCCCAGCCUUCUGGCAAAGGGGCCCCCACCUCCAGGGCACGCCUCCACACCACACUGGCACGUCAGUUGAAAGCAUCACACUAUGCCUCUCAUAAGACAGCAGUAUAGUCCUCUUCAGGCAGUCCAGCCUCAGAGAAGCUCAGGAUCUGACGUGUUCCAACUUUUUGGCACAAGUCAUCCUAAUUUUUAUUUUUAAAAUUAAAAAAAAAAAAAGUCUU